ACUCAAGACGAAAGUUUAAAUGGAUAAGAAAAAAUUUAGCAAGCGUAAUAUGGAAUGGUUUUCAAAGGCGAAGAUUUUCAUUUAUUGCUGUGUAGCGGCUGUUUUAUCGUUGACUUCAUAUCUAGCAGCAUUUUCGAUUGAAAUAUCAUGGCUUCUAGAGGCAAAAGGAGACUUACCGACAGCUUCGUAUCUUUUAUGUGCAAUAUACUUUGUGCUGUUCAUAGCUUCCACGAUUCUAAUUCAUGGCUUAGCAACACGCCUUCCAUGGGGUCUCCUUAGCUGGUCAACGCUCAUCAUCCUCAUUUCCAUCCCCGAAUUUUAUCUCGUUGUCUACAUGAUUACGCAACAUUGGGGUCUCCAAUCCGUUCAUGGCCUCACCGAGUUAAUUAGUUACCUGAUUCGUCUUGCAAUCAAUUGUCUGGCUCUCGUUUGCGUGAUUCCCACGGCGCUCCAUUGGCGAUCUGAGAAACGCGUCCAAAAGCAACUCGAGAAUCUCGCAAAUCGUCUUCAGUUGACGACACCUUUGCCCGAUGCGAAUAUCUCGGCACCGAUGCCGGGUCAUGUAAUUCAAGAGAAAUCUGGCUCGCUGAGGAGUACAAGUAGUAGACGAAGUCGCAAUGGAUCGAUUCGGAAUUUGAAUGGUUGCAAUAAUUUGGGCUUCGAAUCGCAAGGGGAGAUUUUGUCUCCGGGAUCGACGCCAGAUGCUACGUUAACUUCAUCGUCUGAGAAUGAAUUUAACGCCAGCAUCUUUGGGUUGAAUCCUUCCAUGUAUAUUGGACCUCCGGGGGGACAACCACAACAAACACCUUUAUCUAAGAAAACGCAAUCCCUCUUGGACUUACGUUACCUCUUAACGCCAAAAGCUUUCAUGUCACGCACCAAAGACGACCAAGAGCAAUUCAUCCUUAACAACAAUGAUCCCAAUCACAACACGAUAUCACCCACAUCGACGUUAAACAGUCGCAAAAUGGGCAAAAAUAACAAAAAAGUCACCAACACAGACCAAGAACCUUUUUACCACACAAUUAUCGACACGAAAAAAUCCAAAGACCCAACAAAAGAAAAGAGCUUGGCUCGAAAUUGUGUCUCUUUGGAAAAUCUCAAUGCUCCGGCAGCGUUCUAUCGCAACGACUUGAACUUGUACGGACAUAAUUUGCUGCAAAACUACGGAAUGCCAUGGCAUUAUCAGCAAUUUAUGUAUCCGCCUCCGCAUUAUUUCCAUUACUUUUCACCUUUUGCUGCGGCACCGCCUCACGUGCAUCAACACCCGAAUCCGUACUUUAAUCCUUACAUUAGCAGUAAUAGCAGGCAGAGUAUUGGCACGAGUUCGACAGAUGAUUUUAGGAAGUACAGAGAUGUUGCCUUGUGAGAAAAGAGGUGCUUAGAACUUUAUGAAAUUUAACAAAAAAAAUCUAGUCUUCUAUGAAAAAUUUAACAAAAAAGAAACAAAUGAACGAGAUAUAUUUAUUACUUUUAAGG
Molecule: messenger RNA, 1479 nt
Organism: Culicoides brevitarsis
Lineage: Eukaryota; Metazoa; Arthropoda; Insecta; Diptera; Ceratopogonidae
Gene: Rcd6
Exons: 4
Coding region: 20-1369 (449 amino acids)
Source: RefSeq, a predicted model, not a curated record